AUGGAUCUGAGAGUUCCCGAGUCAAGGCUGCUGGCAGACUCAGAGUCUCAAAUCAAUUCUCAUGGCCAUAGGAACAUCGAUGGACAGCUGCAGUUUAUAGUCAGACAAAGAUUAUUACUGCAACAACACAUCACCAGUAGAGUGACGUUUGCUAUCCACACAAAGGUCUCAAUACUGGUCACCUUCCAGUGGAAUAAGGGCAAAACUGGAACUACCAGUGCUACAGUUUGUCACGGUCUGCCUCAAUCAGCAGGAGAGGAGACCUGGCAGUCAGCUGUUUGUGUUGCAAGUGGGCGUGGCAACGAGCUCCAGCUGAUCCUGAUCCUGCUAAUCAGAGGGCCAGGGGAUUUAAGGAGCGGUGUGACACAACUCCACUGCCGGUUGAUUCUCUCACCAAGGUAUCUCGCCUCGUAUCCUCUAACCACGCCUGGAGUUGUAUUCCACGUCCCGCCGUUCAGGAUCCUCUGCCCUCCACUCUCCAUCGCUCGCUCGCUCACCUGCCUGCCAACCUACACCCUGGACUCAUACAACCAUCUCCUGACCACCUCCUCUUCAGUCAUCGGUCCUCUCGCCUCUUCUCAACUGAUCUUCACCCAGUCCACCACCGCUAAGCCCUGGUCUAUGACCGUAAGAACAAUUCUACCCAGAAAUGGAUUAUUCUCUUGGUUCUCUGGUUCUGGCACAAGUUUCACGAUUGUUUAUUGUUUUAAGAUUCCAGUCCCGUCCUGUUCCUGUUUUUCUGGAGCAGCGUCUUUAGUUUUCCUUAUCCUCAGUUAAUAAUUUUACUAUUUUACUUUUUGUGUGUGGUUCUUCAUGUCCUGGGUUAAACAGGUUGCCCACAACAUGACAGUUUUAUUCUUCUUUGCUUGUGGAC
Nothobranchius furzeri (turquoise killifish) is the source of this 874-nucleotide messenger RNA. The record is from RefSeq and is a predicted model, not a curated record. NCBI's taxonomy places the organism in Eukaryota, Metazoa, Chordata, Actinopteri, Cyprinodontiformes, Nothobranchiidae.